AUGUAUGUGUGGAAAUCGGAUGCUCUGGGAAACAUCCAAGUCUUUGCGUGGAGAUUGCUUCAUUCAAGACUGCAAACUCGAGAUGAGCUUUUUAAAAGACACGUUAUUUCUGGCCAGCAUAACCUUGGAUUCCCCUUAUGCUCACAUCAAAAUGAAUCUCAAUUCCAUUUGUUUCUCUCUUGUCGAGUAGCGAAGGAGGUAUGGCUUUCCAUCUUCGAUUGGGUUCAGGUGGCGGGAAAUUUCUCUUCUAUUUCGGUUUCUGAUCACCUGAUAUGGUUUGUUUCUGUCAUGUCGGGUGGUACUAGGAAAAACUGUAAGAUUCUCAUUUGGUUAUCGGUAGUAAGGGCUAUAUGGUUAAUUAGGAAUGAUAUCCUAUUUAAUGGAGGGUUGCAAGGGAGUAGGGAGAUUGUCGUUGUUGCUAAAUCGUUAGCUUGGGAGUGGUUUUGUGCGGUUAAGCACGGACAAUGUUCGUUAACUCAUGAUGAGUGGAAUUCUUGUCCAUUAUUAGCUUUCUCUUAG
Molecule: messenger RNA, 519 nt
Organism: Vicia villosa (hairy vetch)
Lineage: Eukaryota; Viridiplantae; Streptophyta; Magnoliopsida; Fabales; Fabaceae
Exons: 1
Coding region: 1-519 (172 amino acids)
Source: RefSeq, a predicted model, not a curated record